Brachypodium distachyon (stiff brome) is the source of this 1785-nucleotide messenger RNA. Its product is annotated as protein CLP1 homolog. Gene Ontology annotation, cellular component: mRNA cleavage factor complex; nucleus. Gene Ontology annotation, biological process: tRNA splicing, via endonucleolytic cleavage and ligation. The transcript is spliced from 10 exons. Lineage: Eukaryota; Viridiplantae; Streptophyta; Magnoliopsida; Poales; Poaceae. Bases 165 to 1487 code for a protein of 440 amino acids. Gene Ontology annotation, molecular function: polynucleotide 5'-hydroxyl-kinase activity. The record is from RefSeq and is a predicted model, not a curated record.
AAAUUCCCAUAAAAUUCGUUCAAAUUCUUGGUUCCCAACUUCCGGUAGGGAUCCAAUCGUUUGCAUUGCUCCUCCGUCCUUUGCGCUCUCCGGCAGUCCAGCUGCCAGCACGCCAGCCUCGGCGGACGCUCAAACCCUCGCCCGCCGCUCCCCAAAACCCCACGAUGGCCGCCGCCGGCGCUACCGGGGCCGCGGCCGCGGCCCCGCAGCCGCCGCGGAUGUUCAAGCUGGAUCCGCAGAGCGAGCUCCGCGUGGAGGUGCCCCCCGACGCGCCCCUCCGCGUGCGCCUCGUCGCCGGCACGGCGGAGAUCUUCGGCACCGAGCUUCCCCCCGAGGGUUGGGUCCCCGUCCCGCCCCGCUCCAAGAUCGCCAUUUUCACGUGGCACGGCGCGACGGUGGAGCUCGACGGGGUCAGCGAGAGCGAGUACACGUCCGACGAGACGCCGAUGGUGAUUUACGUGAACACGCAUGCGAUCCUUGAUGCAAGGAGGGCUAGGGCGAGGGCUGCCGCGGCGCAGGGAGGCGAUUUGGAGGCCUCACAGGGACCCAGAGUGAUUGUUGUGGGGCCGACCGAUUCUGGAAAGAGCACUUUGUGCAAAAUGCUCCUCAGCUGGGCUGCUAAACAGGGAUGGAAGCCAACAUAUGUGGAUUUAGAUAUUGGCCAGGGAUCAAUAACCAUACCUGGAUGUAUUUCUGCUACACCGAUUGAGAAGCCUAUAGAUAUAGUUGAUGGGAUUCCCUUGGAGAUGCCGAUUGCAUAUUUUUAUGGCCAUCCAAAUCCAAGUAUUAAUCCAGAUGUUUACAAAGCUCUUAUGAAGGAGCUAGCUCAAACAUUGGAGACACAGUUCUCUGGAAAUGCUGAAUCUAGGGCAGCGGGCAUGGUUAUAAACACUAUGGGGUGGGUUGAAGGCCUUGGCUAUGAGUUACUUCUCAAUGCAAUUGAAACCUUCAAGGCUAAUGUAGUGCUGGUGUUGGGACAGGAGAAACUCUGGAAGAUGUUAAAAGAUGCAGUACAAAGUAAGCCCAACAUUGAUGUUGUAAAGCUUCAUAAAUCAGAGGGUGUUGUCCUAAGGAAUUCAAAAUAUCGUCAAAAAACUAGAAGCUUCAGAAUCAAGGAGUACUUUUAUGGGAUUGCAAAUGAUCUUGCACCACAUUCAAAUGUUGUCAACUUCAGUGAUGUUUCUGUUUACAAAAUUGGUAGUGGACAUCAAGCUCCUCGGUCAGCAUUACCAAUUGGUGCAGAGCCUGUGGCAGACCCUACUCGGCUUGUUGCUGUUAACAUCAGCACAGAUAUGGUCCACACAGUGCUCGCUGUUUCUUAUGCGAAGGAACCUGAUGAAAUAAGUUCAAGCAACGUCGCCGGUUUCAUUCAUGUCACAGAUGUUGACAUUCAAAGGAAGAAGCUGACGUACAUUGCACCUUGCCCAGGAGACUUGCCAAGCAGGCUGUUAAUCGCGAGCUCCUUAACAUGGUACGAGGCAUUGUAGUUACGUGUGAUCACUUUAACCAGAAGAACUUGUUGUAACGCUGAAAUGUAUUACGUGCAUUUUAACUGUCACAGUGUACUAAUGGCAAUGGGUUUGAUAUCUUGGUGUGUAGUUAGUCUUGUAUGGGUACGAUAUCAAUAUCCUGGCAUCUUGCGUAAUGAAUGUGUCUGAUAUCAAUGUACUACCUCUUACCGUCUUUUACGAGGCUUGUGUGUAUAUCUAGAUCAUCAAUUUGAUCAACAAAAUAUGUAUUAUAUUCACUCUAUUUCACAAAGAUCGACGUAUUUUGUUUUGUUAA